AUGCCAUCCGCCGUCAGUGCGGCAGCGGACCCAGUCCCAAUCGAGACCUCCCAUGAGGACAUGAUUCAUGACGCGCAGCUGGACUACUACGGAAAACGCCUAGCAACAUGCUCGUCGGACCGCACUGUGCGCGUGUUCGACGUGGUAGAUGGGGAGCAGAAGCCCGGGGCGGGCCAGGUGCUCAAAGGGCACACCGGUCCCGUCUGGCAGGUCGCUUGGGCGCACCCCAAGUUUGGUCACAUCCUCGCGUCUUGCUCGUAUGAUGGCAAGGUUAUCAUUUGGAAGGAACAGCAGGGCCCCGGCGCGAGCGGGUGGACGAAAAUUAAGGAGCACACUUUACACAAAGCCUCAGUCAAUUCCGUUUCCUGGGCGCCACACGAGCUCGGAGCCAUCCUCGCCUGUGCCUCGUCGGAUGGCACCAUCUCUGUCUUGACAUUCAAGAACGAUGGCCAGUGGGGCGCCGACGUAUUCGAGGGCCAUGCCAUUGGCUGCAACGCCGUCUCCUGGGCGCCCGCAGUGCAGCCCGGAUCGCUCAUUGCACCUCAACCAAGCACCAUCCCGGGCCAGCAACCCGUACUCCCUCAGAGUGUCAAGCGCUUUGCUAGCGCGGGGUGCGACAACCUUGUCCGGAUCUGGGGUUUCCAGGAAGAAACGCAGGCGUGGAUGGAGGAAGAAGUUCUCGAGGGUCACACAGACUGGGUGCGCGACGUGGCGUGGGCGCCAAAUAUCGGGCUUCCCCGCAGCUAUAUUGCUACUGCCUCGCAGGACAAGACAGUGUUGAUCUGGACGAAAGACACACCGACCUCGCCGUGGGUCAAGACCGCGCUGGAUCCGUCGUCUGUUGUGUCGCCAAUAGGUGGGGCAGGAUCGGCACCUGCGGGCAAGUUCCCGGAUGUGGUAUGGCGCGUAUCCUGGAGUCUCGCGGGAAACGUGCUCGCUGUAAGCUGUGGGGACGGCAAGGUCACGCUAUGGAAAGAGAACCUGAAGGGCGUUUGGGAAUGUGUGAGCGACAUGACCAGUUAG
This is a messenger RNA of Sparassis crispa, 1023 nucleotides long. RefSeq names its product Protein transport protein. The transcript is spliced from 7 exons. Gene Ontology annotation, cellular component: COPII vesicle coat; nuclear pore outer ring. Gene Ontology annotation, biological process: COPII-coated vesicle budding; positive regulation of TOR signaling; protein import into nucleus. Lineage: Eukaryota; Fungi; Basidiomycota; Agaricomycetes; Polyporales; Sparassidaceae. Bases 1 to 1023 code for a protein of 340 amino acids. The record is from RefSeq and is a predicted model, not a curated record. Gene Ontology annotation, molecular function: protein binding; structural molecule activity.